Messenger RNA from Anas platyrhynchos (mallard), 2386 nucleotides. Lineage: Eukaryota; Metazoa; Chordata; Aves; Anseriformes; Anatidae. The record is from RefSeq and is a predicted model, not a curated record.
CCGUGAGGCGAGGCGGGGCCGUGAGGCGCGGGCCGGAGGCGGGCGGCUCGGCCAUGGAGGCGCCCUCGGUGUCCUCGGUGCCGGCCGCCUCCGCUUCGGGGGCGCCGGCGGGGCGAGGGCCCAUCAAGGGCAUCCUGAAGAAAGGUGGCGGGAAGGCGGCGGGGGGCAGCGCGGCCACCGGGGCCAGGCGGGCCAGCCCGGCCCGCGACGACGACGAGCACGGAAAAAAAUCCCAGAAGUGGGAUGAAAUGAACAUCAUAGCUACGUACCACCCAGCAGGCAAAGACUAUGGCUUGAUGAAAAUAGAUGAACCUAGUACUCCGUAUCACAGCAUGGUAGGAGAUGACGAUGAAGAUGCAGUGAGUGAUUCAGAAUCAAACGAGCCCUUAAAAGCAGAUGUGUUGAGUAAAAAACUGGCAGCUGCAGCUGAAGGUAGGGGACCUAAGAUUAUAGCAAGGCUAGAGGAAAGCAGUGAGGAGGAGGAUGAGGAUGAAGAAUUAACACCUGAAGAACGAGAAAAAAAGAAGCAGUUUGAAAUGAAGAGAAAAAUGCAUUACAAUGAAGGACGAAACAUCAAACUGGCAAGACAGCUCAUCGCAAAAGAACUACCUGCUGAAGAUGAUGAAGAGAUGUGUGAUGCUGCAGAUGUAGAAACGAUGAAUACAGAAGCUACUGAACAUGGGGAAAGGAGGGCUCCAAUAGGCAACCUUAGGACCUUUCUCCAUGGCUUGAAGCUGCCAUCUCUCUGCACUCUGCUGUAAGACAGAGGCAACUCCGCUCCCCAGCUGCAUUCUCCAGUGGACUGAAGGCACACCUUUGCAGCAUUUUUCCAUCUUUAUUGUUGAAGUCCAUUCCACCUUGCCUCAUAACCAACUUCUGAACCACAACUGAAUGAGAUUUCUUGCUGAUUGAAAUGAAGAUGACCAGUCCAGUCAGUAAUGCACAUGCUACUCAAGACCAGCUGGAAGGUAGAACACACAGCAUAGAAGAAAUCUGUCCAGAACUGUAACUGCUUGUCAAAGACACAAAUAUAAACACUGCUUCAUGAUUUUUGCUAUUAAGGCUCUUAAAUAUUGAGAAGCAUAUCAGUUACAAUGUUGUAUUGCCAAGAACGUUAAUUUUAGACUUGUCCAUUAGGCAGAAAAAAAAUCUGUCUAAUUGAUUUAUUCUUGUGCCUAGUAUUUCAUGGAGAAUACUGCUUUAUUAUCUGUUCAACCAGAAUGGCAUUCCCUGUAUGUAUAAUGCUGAUUAUCUUGCGUAAUGUACUGUUACUCUUCAUGCUUCGAAACACAGACACUAUCUCUGUUUUUUCACUAUUUAUUUGACAGUGCUCUAGGUGUGGUAUCCCUUAUGGAAGGGUUUGGGAUUCAAGAGCUAAAUGGUACAGCAUAUAUCAGACUGACACGCAAGCUAUUUAUCAGAUGUAUUAAGCAGUAUAAAAAGGGAUUAUAGAAGUUUUAGAACUUUUUAAAAACAAUUUUGACCUCCUAAUCUAGAUUUCAGUGUAUUAUUACCCAUACUUCCUCAAUCUCUAGAAGAGCUAUAUUUUUCAGACCAGUAUUUGGAAUCAGUUAUUUGCUUCUGACUAAGGCAGUGCUAACAUCUGGUGGAGGGAGUGUCUUACACUGGAAGCGUGCUAACUUGAACUUUGAAUUUAACUCAUUUUCUCUUCCACUGGAUGUUUUUUUUUUUGGAGCUCUCUUGGUUUAUCUUGAGAACAUGAAAGUUCCCUCUGACUUUUCUCUUAAAGCCACAUCAACUGCUAUUCUUACGGCUCUUGCUUCAAGCUUUUGAUCCUUUCCGGUUGCGCGAUGAGUUGUGCUACUAGCACCUGAAGAAAAACACCCAUCCAUAAGGAAAAUCCACAUCAGGACUUGAAGAUGGGCUGAGUUCAGGCUCUGUCUGUUCUUUAUGUGAAGGUAACUGCUGGUGAUCUGCUUGUUUGGGGUUUGUAACCUGCAUACUGAAAACCACUGGUCUAAACCUUUCUGCAUCCAAGUCAGUUACUUACAGCAGCUGCUUUUGCAAAAUGAAAGCUGUUUGGAAGAUUAGAAGGGAAACUGCCUAAUUCAGAUGGGUUGUUUAUGAUGUGGUUGUGUAGCCCUUGUAAUGAGGGUUCUGAGCCUCCACACGCUGUAACCAACUCCCCACGCGGUGGAAUCUGACUGGGGAAUGUUCCGCUGUUCAGAAUAGUUCCCGGGUUUUCUUACACCAACCAAGUACACACUUCAGCUUCAGCUUGAUUAUGGAAUCCAGUGUAUAUCUUAAUUUGGGUCUGAAUUUGGUAUGUUGCAAAAAUCCAUAAUUCUAUGGAUCUAUUUUAAAACGUCUUUGUCCACUGUGUGUGUGAGGUUUGAAUAAAGCCAUGGAAGUUAUUUUACAGUUA